Messenger RNA from Helicoverpa zea (corn earworm), 4355 nucleotides. RefSeq lists its product as uncharacterized. The record is from RefSeq and is a predicted model, not a curated record. NCBI's taxonomy places the organism in Eukaryota, Metazoa, Arthropoda, Insecta, Lepidoptera, Noctuidae. The transcript is spliced from 2 exons. Bases 23 to 3574 code for a protein of 1183 amino acids.
AUCUCAUGUUUUCCCUGAACGAAUGGCGCCACUUACACCAGUCACGUUGUCUGGCGACAACCUGGGCCAACGUCACCGACACCUCAACAGCUUAGUGCGCGAGGCUCAUGAGAGCGGAGCCAAGUUCCCUGAUGUGGAGGCUCUGCCCGAACUGUCUCCGCUCGACCGACUCUUCAAGAUAGACCUCGCCGUCAAACUGCAACAUGUGCACUACAUAAUACAUAACCUGAAACACGACGACAUGCUGUACGUGAGCAGAGCCCUGAGAGCGACCUGGCUAGUACACCACCAGGACAUCAUUAACCCCAAACACUUGGAACACGUUCUCUUCCCAGAGAUGGUGGCGCCGGCGGUCACCAGAAUGAAACACUGGCUCUACAUCAACCUGCGAGAGCCAGCAAUGUGCCAGCAGUUCUAUCAGCACUACAAACCGGAUUCCUUUGACUAUGCCAUAAAGUUCCUUAACCACUGCAACCAAGACUUCAUACUGGAGGAGGUUCCCAACAUACUGGCAAAGAUAUCCUGUCAUUAUUUGAAGGUACUGUGUGAGAAAUGUCCUCGAGUUGCUAAAAUAUACUUUGAUGCGUUGGCGACGGAUGAUGAUGUGAAAGCGCGCUAUCUCGCACAAGAGAAGGCCUACUACAACAGCGUGAAGUGCGUGCUGAAGUCGGACGCCGAUGUGUUCCUCGACAUCACGGAGAAGUAUUUCAACAUGAACAGCUUCAGUCGCCUCAGUCCAUCGGCGACAGACUACAUCGUGAGCUGUCACAAAGCUAGAUUGUGGAACAAGUUGGAGCUGUAUGCGGCGUAUAUCCUGCACAUCCCGAGCCUCGCCGCUCGGCUCAGUGUCGAGGAGUGUCAGGCAGUAGUGCUGCAGCUCGCUCGGGCAAGCUACCUGCAGUAUAGGUUUAGUUAUAAGGCCGUGGAGCCGCUGAUCAAGCGACUCAGUCCCGACAAGAGAGCCGCAUUCAAGAAACGAGUGUUCGUGGAGAAGGAUGUGGGAGAGUCUGUGCCGGACUGGCCGUAUCCCACGCCGGAGCCCCCACCGCUGGUCGACUCUGAUCCCAAUGUCUUCGAUGACGAAGACUUAAGGCCAGUCUGUAGAAUGAACGAUAUGAUGUUCCCAGAAGCACUACGAAUGGGAAUGUCAAUGAAAUGUGCUGCCUAUGCAUGCCGAGCAGAGUAUGCUGAAGACUACGAAUGUAUAAUACGAGUGAAAACCGAUUUGGAUCGCCUGUUCGAUGAAUUUCGUUUUAGUAGUUUUGAUCGUACUUUGCAUGAGUUAAGUCAGCGACUGGGUGCGACCGGUUCGGCAGACAGGCGGCGCGAUAUUUUCCUUGUGUUGGUCAGCAAAAGCGGAGGUCGUACUGAUGCGGUGACGGCGCUGCUGCAGCUCGCCGUGCGUCACAUCAAUGAGCCGUCACACUCGCGCGCCUCUAUACUGCGCAGUCUCGUGAAGCGCGCCAACGUGUGGCGUCUGCCUGCUGACGUCUGGCAACUUUUGCUGGAGUUCGGCCAUGGUCUCGGAUUCGACGGCGGACCUCCCGAAGCUGCGUGCCGUGAGGGGCUGCAUGCCGUUGUGAUUCGCCAAUUACUAGCUGGCGAAUGUAAACAAGCUGUCCGCGUCGCAUUUUUGAACGACUUUUCCACGCUGACAGAAUAUUCCCUGAAGAAGGACGAACGAGAGCGUGUUACCGUCGGUCUUCAGAACAUGUUAGCAGCUUCAGCUGCAGAAGCAGAACCAAAAGUAGCCGCAGAACGGCUCGGUCAGCUGCUAGAUGUCUUGAAAACAUACCGCGUUCGCGUGAAGUCCAAUUCGCCAGUGGUGGAAGCAGUGGUAGCGUUAGCCAAGCGGGAUGCGGACCUAGCGCGUCCAUUACUAGAACGUCUUUAUAACGCUCACAUUGCGAGGCGCGAACUACUGCGACAUAACAUGGAGUUCAGACGAGACGAAGCAGCACUGGUGAACUCUCUGAGACAUGAUCCGUCUGCUCUCGAAGUGAAACAAGUUGUGGAUAUAUUGUCGGAUCGUAAGACUAGGUUCAAUAAAUUUGCCUCAAAACUAGUUGUAUACUAUGAUCAGAAACAUGACGUUACGGCGUUGCUCCGCAUCGCAUUAAAAGAGAAGAUGAUGAAUGAAGAUGGAAAAGAACAGAAUAUAACGUUGGCACGUGUGCUGGCAAGUAUACUGGGAGCUAACUUGCAGGCGACAAUACAUGAGUGUGACGCUGAGGGCAAGGACCGUGUGAGGCUCGCGGCAGCGCUAAGGGCGUGCGCACACCGCGCCCGGCCUGCCAUCAACUUGGCGGAGUGGGGCUGGCGCAAGGCUGGUGUGAAAGCUGUCGCGACGCUCGCGAUGCGCUGUCGGGAAGCAGAGAGAGCCUCGCUAACUCGUGCGCUAGCGGCCGAGCGGCGCACGGUGAGAGUAGCCUUAGCGCUCAGCAUGCGCUCUGCGGGCGGCGCAGUGCUCGACACUUUCGCGGCAGCAGUCAAGCUGCGGCCGGCAGUCGCGCUGCGAGUAGCGUUGCUGUACUUCCGACGCGCAGGAGCUGGCGCUGACUUCAGGGUGUGGGAUACGGUCAAACCCCUGCUCUCCAGUAUCGACCUGGCACCACGCGAGAGGCUCCGUCGAUUACUUAGAAACACUGACUGGCUGCCUUCCUGUAUCAAACCCGACUACUGCGUUACUUUAUAUUUUCCACUGAAGAAAGUAUCUUAUUCUGGCGCCGACCGAAUACUCAUUGAAAUCGCUAAACUUCUCCCCGACAGCGGCGAGUCCGUCGAAAAGAUAUUGCUUGAGAUGCUCGACAAUACUGACACACAUGUUCCGGCGGUACCCUUCCCUGGACUUUAUAUCAGGUACUUGAUGCUCUCCAAGAGUGAUGAGGACUUGGAAAAAAGAUUCACGACGAUAGGAAAUAGAUUAUUAGAACAGUUGGAGGCUCUGCGUUGUAAAGGAAACAAGGGGAUAGGUGAGGACUCCGAUUUCAAGUACAGACUGGUUCAGAUUUUUGAAAGCUUAAAAUAUAACGCCGCGUUCUUAAACACUGACUACCCAUGUUGUUUGUCAGUCGUAGAGAGGAUCUUAACCUGGAUGAGGACAUUCAUGCCGAAACAGGAAUACUUCGACAAGUACGUGCAGGUGCAUCUGACAAUGUUGUACUAUAGAGCGGUGAGGCAGAGCAUGAAACAGAUGCCGGACGUGUUCGCUGAUGCGAAGCGGAAGAAGUCGGAGGGCGUGGAGGCUGUGGGCUUCGUCCUCGGGAGGUACAUAGUGAAGGAGGUGGCCCAGCUUGUGGAAACAUACUUCGACUCCAUAAUAGAGCUGUAUUCUGGUGCUCUGGCCAAUUACUUGGAUAAUCAAUUUAGGUUCGGUUAUUCAAGGUCGAGGUUUAAUGGGGCCGUUUUGAAGGGCAUGUUGGCAGAGGGGAAGGACAGUCAGCGAAGAAUUGUCGUCUACGUGCUGAGGAACUGUCAAUACGAUGUGGACAAAGAGAUGACAAAAGAGAUAAAAGAGCAGCUGAAGAACGAUAAAGUUAAUGAAAUAUUUGUGCAAGCUUUGAUUGACGAUUAGAGUUUUUCAUUUUUUAAUUCAUACGUAUUUAGGUCUUCAAUUAGAACCACUGUUUUUUUUUUGUGCAUCACGAGAGCUUAUAAGUGUAACGUUAAAUCUGCAAAACCUCAAGCGCCCCAGACGUUUUUUUAACGACUUCAAAAAAAGGAGGUUCUCAAGCGAUCUGUUUUAUUGGCUUUCGUAAGUCUGAAGAAAGCGUUUUGAUUCAGUUUCCAAAAUCCUCAGAAAAAAGAUAAUAAAUAUAAACAGACUGGGAUUUUUAUGAAGAAGUUUUGAAAGAUUAGAAAGUAGUUUUAAUUGAUUCUGCAUUAUUUUCUGACCAAACUAUUCAUAUACUGCGCAUUAACUUUUCAAACUGCGUUAAAGUAAAACUUGUAGGUAUUUAGAUCGUACAUGUGAAAUGUGAUAUUAUGAACAUUACAUUUGGUUUUGCUUAAUCUUUGGCUUUUUAGUGAUUAAAAUAUAUUUUCAAUCUUACAAAUAAAUAAAAGUACAAAAGAUUUAAUAGAAAUUGCCUGCUACAGUAUUAAAAAGGAUGAGUUGUAAUAUUCGUAAUUUGUUUCGAAACAUACCUAUCUUCCCCACUAUUUUACAAUAUUUUUGUAAACAGUAUUUGGUUCUUCUAAGAGAUAAUGUAUAUUUUGUUACUAUUUAUAUUCAGUUGUUGACAACGUGAGAUGAGGCGAUAUUGUUAACUUAUAUAAGUUAAAAUAUUGAGUAAACCUUUUUUUUCCUACUAACAACUGUUAACCACUUUUUUAAUAAAAAAAUUUUAACCAAA